Dovyalis caffra is the source of this 1137-nucleotide messenger RNA. NCBI's taxonomy places the organism in Eukaryota, Viridiplantae, Streptophyta, Magnoliopsida, Malpighiales, Salicaceae. The record is from the annotation of a GenBank genome assembly.
AUGUCUAGAUCGUGCGAUGUUUGCAAUAAAGUGUUCCCUAAUGGAAAAUCAUGGGGAGGCCACAUAAGGGCUUGUUACAAGAAGAAGAGAAAGGAAAAGGACCAAGAAGAUAUUGAAGAUGGCAUGGAAUAUUUUUGCGCUUCUUCAGAAUCAGAAUUAAAGUUUGAAUUUCAUGUUGGUGAUGGUGGUGGUGACGAUGGUGGUGAGAGUAGUACUAAAGGGUAUGUGGAACCCAUUAAUUUGAUGGAGCAUCUCCCACAGGGUUGGUCUACAAAUAGCAAGAGAAGAAGAGAUUCCACACAAGAUAUGCCUAUACCUGCUGCUUUAAAUCAAGCCAGUGAGACUAGUUGUACAGAUGAGAUCCUUAAAAUUGCAGCCUUAAAACUUGUAUUACUGCCUAGAGUCUCUGAUAGCAAAAAGAAAGGUAUCGGAGAAGAAUUAACCACUUAUCGAGAUAAGCUUGCUCAUCACCUUGGCGUCAAUAAGAAGCCAACGAAAAACAAUGCUCACACUAAAGAAAAGAGGCCUUCAGAGUUUGUAGAAGCACACAAAAAAACUUAUGUGUGCAGGGAAUGCGGGUUAGUUUUUGACAACUUCCAAGGUCUUGGCGGCCACCUAGCAGCCCACAACAGAAAAAGGUUGAGGGAGACAGAUGCGGAAUUGGAUUUGAUGGACGCUGCUCGUCAAGAUUCAAAAGACUCUCCUGCUAGAAAGGAGUAUAAGUGUAAUCUGUGCGAGAAAAGUUUUCCGAGUGGACAAGCUCUAGGAGGACAUAAGAGCUAUCAUAGCUCUGGUUCUGCAGGAUAUAAUCGCCCCAGAAAAGCUCUAGGAGAACAUAAGAGCCACCAUAACACUCCUCAUACCGAAUUAAAUCACUCUGGACAAGCGCUAGGAGGGCAUAAAAGACAUGGUAGCGCUGUGCAUGCGGGAUAUGAUCACUCUGAACAAGGUUAUCAGAGUCAUAAUAGCACUGAUAAUGCGGGAUAUAAUCACUGCGCCUCCAGCCGCGAGACAUCUAGUGGAGUAGUUAGUCAUUCCCACCCGCCGUCCAGUGUAGAGAUUAGUCAUCCCGAUCCUCCACUCGGCUGUGUAUUGGAUUUGAACAUGGUUCCUGACGAGGGUUUAUGGGGGAGUUGA